Molecule: messenger RNA, 2370 nt
Organism: Penicillium pulvis
Lineage: Eukaryota; Fungi; Ascomycota; Eurotiomycetes; Eurotiales; Aspergillaceae
Exons: 2
Coding region: 1-2370 (789 amino acids)
Source: RefSeq, a predicted model, not a curated record
AUGGAGGAAACACCGGAGUCGAUAUUGCUUCACCCCGUGCAGACACAUCAUACCGAAGCAUCAAGUCAAGAUGGCGACACGCUUUUCGAUGACCCAUCCCAUACUAUUGGUCUUCCCGCUGAAAAUAUCGCGAGUCAGGCAGGACAAAAUCGAAAUCCUGCUAACCCCAUCCAGACACUACAGCCACCACAAGCAAGAUUUCUGAAGAGUUCCUGGUAUAUACUGUACCUUGUACUUGGGUACGUUGGCUUGGCCCUCUUUUCGUGGGUUGUCAUUUGCAUUUUAUCAGUCCGUCCUAUCACUGCCAAGCACUAUGGAGUCUGGAUAUGGAAUGAUCAAAACAAUGGCUACGGAUGGACUGUCCCAAGUCAAUUCCACUCUUUAUUUGUCCGGAAUGAGCGAUGGUAUCGUGCUGCUCAAAUUAUCCAGUCUAUUAUCACGGUCUUCACUAUCCCAUUGACUUCCACAGUGUGCUCCAGUGCCGCCGUGAUUUACAUUCAACGGCGAAAGGGGCUCAGCCUUCUGCAGAUGAUGACACUUGCCGACAAGGGCUGGAAUGAUCUGAGGACAUACGGUAGAACCUUCCCAUACUUUGCUACGGAUGCUUGGAAACGCUAUGGAAGCUCUUUUUUGCUUCUGGCAAUGUUUGUGAACAUCCUAGGCGCAGUGAUAUCUCCUCUUCAGGCAGUGUUCUUGUCCUCAACAAUAACCAAGACCCCUACCUGGCCCACGGAGGUGCUCUAUAUUCUUGAUAUUCCUGAUCAGUUCAAACAUCUCUCUGGCGAUGAUUAUGAUGACAACUUUGUUGUGGUCAUGACUCGCAGCGCUCUAACCUCCGCCACCAAUACACAACAACAGGCCCAGCUCUGGCAAGGCGGCAAAGUAUCAUGCGCCUUUACUGCGGGGGUGGAAGAGCUACCCGAAUCCUGUGAGUAUGGGGGUGCCAAAUUUGAAGAUCUGGCAGAUCUGUCGGACCCUUUUCUGGCGCAAUUGGCCAGCGGUUAUAAUACUGGUCUCAUUCGGCAAUUUGCUCCUCGCAUUAAUUCAAGUGCACACUAUGAGAACAUCUCGGCAGAAGCUUUUCCAAAGAACUGUGAUCAAAUAGAUGGGGCUUUUUUUAUCGACUAUACCAACACAACUGAUGAAUACUACACUUGGGGUGUGCAGGCAUGUAUGCCUACCAAUGUCACCAGCUCACCUUGGAAAUCUACGCGAGACCGCCAGGACUUUACUGAGGAACUCUAUUUGAAUAUCACAUUAGUCAACUAUGAAUAUCUUCAAUAUGCUAGCGAUGGUGAUCAGGCCAACAAUAUGUUCUUCAAAGUCACCCUGAACACAACGGGUGGCUAUUUCGAGCUGCCAAACUACAUGAAUGGCGGUUCUGCUGGAUCCCUGUUAGACAAAGACCCUAACAGUCUUUGUGGGAAUGACUGUGAGGUACAAGGCUUUGAAAACAACAUCUAUGAUCAUGAUGACAUAUCCAAACGCAAACGACGGGAUCUGACCAAUUCCGAGGACGAAUCCCUUCCACUGGAGACAGUGCAGAAUAAGGGACCCCUUUUGACCAUAGCCUUGGCUCUCUUUGGCGAUGGAUCAUUCAUUCAAGCCCGGCAGGCAUAUCCACAAGCCUUCGCCUCCUUGGAAACAAAUACCACUGUAUCGGGCCUUUAUCCCCAAUAUACAGAUACCUGCAAGGACCUGGCACCUCUCGACCUCCUUAUAAGUGAGCUUGAUUGUAUCUUCACCGAUGCCGGAGGUGCCAACGCAUCCGACCUCAACCAAGUGGUCGCGAGAUGGAUCAACAAUUUCAAUGACCCGGACACUAUGAAACCUGUGUUCAACGCCGCCGCGUUCCUGGCCAACCAAGCCUGGAUGAAUAACAAUCUCGAACAAAGUUCCAUGUCAUUAACGGUCAAUUUUGAUAUGGGAGCCGAUACCAAGAUCCCAGUAAUCUCCAGGGCAGGGGUAAUUUUGAUCUCCACCCUUCUUGGCCUCGACAUUUUCAUUCUUUUGUCGCUCGCGACUUAUGCAUGGUGGUCUCCUAGAUGGACGAGGUACAUGGACUCUUGGGCCAUGAUGAGAAUCGGGGUCUCCCUCACUGAGGAUGCACCGUUGCUCGUUAGUCGGGAGAAAGACAAGGUCAAGGCUCUUGAGGGGAUUCCGGGAUGGAUCGGUGAUAAGUCAGAGGAGCAUGAGCGGGUUGGCACAUUGGCGCUGGGUGGUUUGAGAACCCUAGUUUCGAAACGAGGUCAGCUGUUCAAUGGCUUUGAUGUGGAUAAGGAGCAGCGGCUUUAUAACGAGAGAGUCGAGGCCCAGGCGUACUUCGCCUGGCGCCAUGCGCAGAAUAUGCCGGCCGUUCAGGAGCCAUGA